This is a messenger RNA of Camelina sativa (false flax), 583 nucleotides long. NCBI's taxonomy places the organism in Eukaryota, Viridiplantae, Streptophyta, Magnoliopsida, Brassicales, Brassicaceae. The record is from RefSeq and is a predicted model, not a curated record.
CUAACUCUAUCGUUGAUUGAGGGAAGAGUCGAAAGGGGUGAGAUACAGAGUGGGAGGCAUUAGAGCGAGAGCGAGAGAGAGAGAGAGAGAGAGAGAGAUCAGUCAAUGGCGGCGAUAACAAGCGCGGUGAUCGCAAUAGCCGGAAUAAUCUUGGGAUGGAUAACGAUAGAGUUAGCUUGUAAGCCUUGCCUGGAGUCGGGACGUGAAGCUAUCGACAGAUCUCUAAACCCGGAUUACGAUCCCGACGACGAAGACGUCAUCGACACAACUUCUGGUCUUCGUGCUCCUCUCAUCCCAAAUACUCCUCCCGAUAACUCCGAUCCUGAUCCCUCCACCUCGAUCAAGUCAGUCUGAUGCGACCUUUCCUUGAGUUUUCGUUUGUAUUUAAUUUUUACCAUCCUUUGUGAUAAACCUCUCUCUCUCUCUCUCUCUCGAUUUCUAAAAUGUUUGCCAAUUUCUCUUGAUUUUUGCAAUUUUCCAUUGGAAUGCUUCUGUGUUUUUUUUUUUUUUUGCAAAGUAUAAUACUAUUAAGAAACAAUUCGAGAUCUAUCAAUAUGAUUAAGGUUCGUUCUUAUUUUGGGGA